Lycium barbarum (goji berry) is the source of this 756-nucleotide messenger RNA. Its product is annotated as DEK domain-containing chromatin-associated protein 3-like. The coding region runs from base 1 to 756 and encodes 251 amino acids. The transcript has 4 exons. The record is from RefSeq and is a predicted model, not a curated record. NCBI's taxonomy places the organism in Eukaryota, Viridiplantae, Streptophyta, Magnoliopsida, Solanales, Solanaceae.
AUGGAGAGACCUGGUCCCUGGAUAAAGAAGAAGGUGCUACCUGCAUGGGCAAAGAGGGAUCUGAUUCAUCUGUUUUAUCAUGAUGGGGGACACAAAUUAGUUUGGGUCCCUAAGUCUGAUUCCUCUAGGACUCACAAGAGUCAGAUUUUCAAAAAAUUUGUAUCCUCUUCUAAAAAUUCUCCUUCCAAACCUACUGAGACUGUUGUGGAAGAUCUUCAAUACAUCGAGGACUUCGAAGAAAAUGAAGAAAAGGUUGAGGACACGGAGAUGCUGGAGAAAUCCUCCACAAUCAUGGAAGUUAGUUCCUUCAAACAGGGUGAAACAAUAUCUGAUGUUAUGGAGAAGGGAGUAGAGAGUGGGAUGUGUUGUGAUGAUGUUCCACUAGUGGAAAAACGCAAUAGUGGAAAGAAGUCAAAGGAGACUGGAGAAAAGAAGAGAACAAGGCUACUGAGAAAAAGGCUCGCUGACGAGGAAAUUGAUCUACUGGAGAAUAUCGUGGUUUCUGAAGUCGAGAGAGAGAAAGGGAAAAAUCCUACUCAAGAGAAAAUAAAUUCCAAGGAAAGAAGAAAUGAAAACGAGAAAGCAUCUGAAGAGAAGGAAAUCAAGGGAGUUAAGGAGGAUGAAAGGGAGGAGGAUGUACAAUCUAGAGAAAAGGGGAGAUCCUCAUCUUCUGGAAAAGGAAAAGCUCAGAGAAUUAGAACUGCAGAGGCAAGAGAAUCUGAGAAACGAAAAAGUGCUACUUGGGAGAGUGUUUGA